UAGACAUAGAUCGACAUAAACAAAUCAUGGCAGACGAUCAGAAAUCUGGUAAAGUCUAUGGUCUCAUUCUUCCCAAAAAGGCCGGACAGUCCAAUGCCAAGUCUGGCAAAGCUGCUACCUUUAAUGUUUUUGGAGGCGAAAGUGAUGAGGAAGACAAUGGAUCCACCGUUAAAACUUCAGCCCCCAAAACAGUCAAGAGACAGACUCAGAUGGACAUUGACAAGGCUUUGCAGGAAGACCCUACAGUGUAUGAAUAUGAUUCUAUUUAUGACGACUUACAAGCCAAGAAGCCUCAAGUUGGUGCUAAAGAAAAAAGUUCUGUAGACAGAAAGCCAAAAUAUAUUGCUGGCCUGCUUAAAGCUGCUGAAACAAAGAAGAAGGAAGAUGAGAGAAGGAAAGAAAGACAGGUGCAGAAAGAACGUGAGGCAGAAGGUGAGAUGUUUGCGGACAAGGAGAAGUUCGUGACCUCGGCAUACAAACAAAAGUUGCUAGAACUGCAGGCAGCAGAAGAAGAGGAGAAAAGACAGGCUGCCAUAGAAAGUAUGCUUGAUGUUACCAAGCAGAAAGACAUGAGUGGUUUCUAUAGAUACUUGUACAGAUCUACAGCAGGAAAUGACAUCACACCAUCAGGGGAUGGAGAGAAGAUGGAGAUCAAAGAGGAGGAGCCGGACGCACCAGAUAACAAUGUGAAAAAGGAAGAAACUUCUCCCCCGAAGCACAAAGAAUCCUCUUCUUCAUCUGCUGGUUCUUCAUCUGAUAGUGAUGGUUCAGAUUCUGAGGUGAAACAAGGCAAAGAAAAAAUUGCUUUCUCAAAGCCCAUUCGCCCGAACUCAGGAGGGAAGUUCAGAAAACGAAAGAGUGACUCCUCAUCCCCUGAGAGCAACAGAGACAGAUCAAAGGGGUCUUCCUAUAGAAGACAGUCCUCCCCACACAGGAGAAGGUCCUCUGAUGAUAGAAGACAGUCCUCCCCACAUAGACGGAGGUCCUUCGACAACAAAAGACAGUCCUCUCCACACAGGAGGAGGUCCUCCGAUGAUAAACGACAGUCCUCUCCUCAUAGAAGAAGCUCCCCUCCGUAUGGAAGACAGUCCUCUUCACAGAGAGGGUAUUCCCCAGGUGCCAGGGGUAGAAGAAGAGACGAUGACAGGGAUAGCUAUAGGUCAAGAGGCUCCAGGAACAGGCAUUCUAGGUCAAGAUCACCCAGAUCAAGAUCUCCCAGAGCAAGAUCUCCUGCAAGAGUUGGUAGGCGAGCAGAAAGGUCACGGUCACGAUCCCUCCCACGCAACAGUGAGGCUAAGCACAGGCAGAGGUCAAGGUCACGGUCUAAAGAUAGAUCUGCCCCAGAUGAGCCUCAUCAAAAACACAAGGCUGGAAGUCACAGAGAAAGGUCAGGGUCGUCUGACAGAAAGAUGAGAAACUCACCUCCCGGGGGUAGGAAAGAUGAGCCUGUUGGGCUGGAUGGGAAGGUUGGAGGAGGAGACAAGCCAAGAGAGGAAGGUUCAGAUGAGGAGGUCAGUGAAGGUCCACUCAGGGAGGACAGUGUGAAGGUUGCGGCUGACAGGAAAGAUGACGUAAAAGUUGCUGUGGAAGACAAGAAACAGGAAGAGAAACCUGUUGAUCCCAAGGAUAAAGUUUACCCCCAUCAUAACUCGCAGAAAGAUAUUGCAGAGGCCAGGAAGAGAUAUCUGUUGAGAAAGAUAGCUAGGGAGAGUGAGAGGGCAGCAUAGGGCAGAGUCAAUGGGCAGUUAAGUGGAAGGUGAGUGAAUGGACAGUUCAGUAUUGAGUCAAUGAGUGAAUGUGCGGUUCAUUGUGAAGUGAAUGAGCAGUUCAGUAUUUAGUGAGUGAAUGGCAGUUCAUUAAGAAGUGGUCAGUUUUGUAGCGAAUGAAUGGGCAGUUCAUUGGGAAGUGAGUGAAUGGGGAGUACAUUAGGAAUUGAGUGGGCUGUUCAGUAUUGAGUGAGUAAAUGGGCAGUUUAUAAGGAAAUAAGUGAGUGGGCAGUUCAGAAUUGAGUGAGUGGGCAGUUCAGUAUUGAGUGAGUGGGCAGUUCAAUAAUGAGUGAGUGGGCAGUUCAGUAUUGAGUGAGUAAAUGGGCAGUUUAUAAGGAAAUAAGUGAGUGAGCAGUUCAGAAUUGAGUGAGUGGGCAGUUCAGUAUUGAGUGAGUAAAUGGGCAGUUUAUAAGGAAGUAAGUGAGUGGGCAGUUCAGAAUUGAGUGAGUGGGCAGUUCAGUAUUGAGUGAGUAAAUGGGCAGUUUAUAAGGAAAUAAGUGAGUGGGCAGUUCAAUAAUGAGUGAGUGGGCAGUUCAAUAAUGAGUAAGUGGGCAGUUCAGUGGGAAGUGAGUGAGAGGCAUUAUAAAGAGUGAAAGUUUUUUCAACAGCAUGUGAGUGGAAAGGCAGCAUAGCAUGAAAGGCACUUCAGUAGCAAGUGGGAAAGAAGAAGAUAUAAAGGUUCCAGGGCAAUAUAGUUGCAAGAUUAUCAAAGAAUGAUAUAAAUGUAAUGCAGCAUGAAAGGGAAAUGUUAAAAUGGUUUGAUUAGGUUUAAUUUUGUAUUUUCAUUGUUUAACAAUGUUGCUUUAUA
Messenger RNA from Physella acuta, 2574 nucleotides. Its product is annotated as nuclear speckle splicing regulatory protein 1. Gene Ontology annotation, biological process: regulation of alternative mRNA splicing, via spliceosome. The record is from RefSeq and is a predicted model, not a curated record. NCBI's taxonomy places the organism in Eukaryota, Metazoa, Mollusca, Gastropoda, Physidae.